AUGUUCAUGAGGGCUUUUGAAACAGCGAUAUGCAGGCUUCGUACAGCAAAUCCUGUAUCUGCAUCUUCUUACCGAUGUUUAUUCAUGGUUAGCCAUCAUUUGAAUGAUAUGGGUAGAGAAGUAGCCACGCAAUCAGGGAAAAUAGCACUUAUCGGAGCCGCAGUGCGCAAUUUUUCAACAAAAGAUAAUGUGAACGGUGAUACUAUAAGAAAAGACAUUAAAAUUGAAUCUAAUGGUACUUUACGCGGAAUUCAUUACAAUGAAAUGUGCAAACCAUCGCAACCCGGGUCAAGGUUUACACCGCAUCCCUUUAACAGAAGAUUUGCGUUAAGCAAAAGACCCUUGUUCCCUAUAGAACCAAGAAACUUGCGUAUUCUUGGCUUAUUGAGACACAAAAAACGUGGAAGGGGAAAGAAGAGUUCUGCCAAAGGAACUCGACAUAAACAUCAGAAGAAUCGUGGGAAUAAACCCAGGAGCAGAACUUCUGAAGGUGGACAAACUCCGCUAUAUAGGCGAUUACCUAAAUGGCCAGAAGCUUGGCUAUCAAGACAAGAAAAGAAGUAUGACACAUUAAACUUGGCAAAGCUGCGCUAUUUCAUUGAAAAGGGUAGAUUAGAUACUCGAUUUACGAUUACCCAGAGACAUCUUCAUGAUUCCAAAUGUGUAAGAGUGAAGAACGGAGUACACUUGUUUAAUGUCAACGAUUAUCCUUUUCCAUAUAAAAUUGAUAUACAAGUGGCAAGUUGUGAUCAAUCGUCCAUAAAUGCCAUCAAGCGUGUCGGUGGAACUAUUUCAAUCAUUUAUUACGAUAGAGUAAAUCUAAGAGCACACCUCAAACCUUACAAGUUUGAGGUAUUGCCGCGAACAGCUCGGCCUGACAUAGCAAAGGUACAUGAACUCGAGAAGCUGCGUUCUAGAGGGUGUGAAGUCUACUACAUCAAACCUCUAUGGCUUAUAAAAGAAGAGAAGAGGAUUUUGACAGAAAUGCAAGAACUCGAGGCUGAAAUACUCAGAUCGGGCGCAGUGGAAACUCCAGUGGAUGAUUCUAAAAAUCACGAAGAAUACCUCAUACAAUUGUAUCGUCAAAGACUUAUGGAGCAUAACAAUCCAAAAGGCAAAGAUGUGGAAUCCGCGUAG
Theileria equi strain WA is the source of this 1137-nucleotide messenger RNA. Its product is annotated as 60S ribosomal protein L15, putative. Gene Ontology annotation, biological process: translation. The transcript is spliced from 6 exons. Gene Ontology annotation, molecular function: structural constituent of ribosome. NCBI's taxonomy places the organism in Eukaryota, Apicomplexa, Aconoidasida, Piroplasmida, Theileriidae. The coding region runs from base 1 to 1137 and encodes 378 amino acids. The record is from RefSeq and is a predicted model, not a curated record. Gene Ontology annotation, cellular component: mitochondrial large ribosomal subunit.